AUGAUGUACACCUCGGGUACAACGGGAUUGCCAAAAGCUGUCGUCAUGGGCACGAGUCGUGAGCUUCUCCUCGGGUAUCAGAUUGCCGGAUAUCUCAACCUAAAGCCUGGAGAUCGAAUGUACACAUGCAUGCCGCUGUACCAUGGUGCAGCACACGGUCUAUGCACAGUGCCAUGUGUCUUUGCAGGAGCUACCAUCGUGUUGAGUAGGAAGUUCUCACACAAGACUUUCUGGCCGGAGGUAGCUGCAUCGGAAGCAAACAUCAUCCAAUACGUCGGAGAGCUGUGUCGGUAUCUUCUGAACGGGCCGAAGAAUCCUUACGAGCGGAAACACAAAGUCCAAAUGGCAUGGGGCAACGGCAUGCGACCAGAUGUCUGGGAGCCGUUCCGCGAGCGGUUCAACAUUCCCGUGAUCAAUGAACUAUACGCCGCCACUGAUGGAAUGGGCACAACCUUCAACGCAAAUGCUGGGCCAUUUACUGCCCAUGCGGUUGGUCUUCGAGGACUGCUGUGGAACUGGAGGUUCAAUGAUCUGGAGGUCAGAGUCAAGAUGGAUGUCGAUACAGAGGACAUCAUGCGGGAUGAGAAGGGUUUUGCUAUCCGGUGUGGCGUGAAUGAACCAGGUCAAGUCCUACACCGCAUCACGCCAGAGAGGUUACCGAACACGCCGAGCUACUUCAAGAACGAAGAAGCGACUGAGAAGAGACGCAUAUACAAUGUGUUUGAGAAGGGCGACAUUAAGUACCCUCAAAUCGCAGAGACAAACGUAUACGGUGUCUCCGUCCCUGGCUAUGACGGCCGCGCAGGCGCCGCAUCAAUAGUCAUGGCAGACGGCGUCACCGAAUCGAGCUUCAACUUCCAGGGCCUGGCUGCGCAUGCGAGAGCCGUACUGCCAGGAUAUGCUGUGCCGCUGUUUUUGAGAGUGACGCCGGCGCUGGAAUACACCGGCACACUGAAGAUUCAGAAGGGCAGAUUGAAGCGCGAGGGCAUAGAUCCAGAUCUGAUAACUGGCGAAGAUAAGAUGUACUGGUUGCCUCCGACAAGUGACCAGUAUCUACCUUUUACCCGGAAGGAUUGGGAAGGGAUCAAGAGCAAGAGUGUGAGGUUGACUUGA
Molecule: messenger RNA, 1113 nt
Organism: Parastagonospora nodorum SN15
Lineage: Eukaryota; Fungi; Ascomycota; Dothideomycetes; Pleosporales; Phaeosphaeriaceae
Exons: 2
Coding region: 1-1113 (370 amino acids)
Molecular function (GO): long-chain fatty acid-CoA ligase activity; long-chain fatty acid transmembrane transporter activity
Source: RefSeq, a predicted model, not a curated record